AUGCCGACUCUCUUCUUCCUUUUUCUUCUUCUCUCCGCUAUUUUUGCUCAACAGGGCCAGUCCCUUGUAAAGCGAGGCUCUUUCUUGACACCAACCACCAACUCUUCUUGGCCAUCACCUUCCGGUCUAUACGCCUUUGGAUUCUACAAGCAAGGCAACGGUUUUGCUGUCGGCAUUUUUCUUGCUGGGCAUCCACAGAAGACGGUCGCCGUUUGGACAGCCGACCGAGACAAGCCUCCAGUUCCCGCUGAUUCUAAACUGAAUUUCACUAGUGAUGGAAAACUGGUUCUUCAAUCGGCACAAGGCGCAGAGACACCCCUCGCCAGUUUUCCGGAUGGUGCAACCUCAGUGUCGAUGCUUGACACGGGCAACUUUGUUCUCCUUGAUUCUGAUAAUCGGACGAAAUGGCAGAGUUUCGAUCAUCCGACGGACACCUUUUUGCCAACUCAGAAUCUUUCCCACGGGCAAGCGUUGUAUUCCAGUAUUUCAGACGCCAACAGGUCAACCGGCAAAUUUCAGGUGUUGAUGCAAGAAGAUGGAAGGCUGGCGAUGUACCCAGUUGGAACUCAAAACACGAUUGAAGAUGGUUAUUGGGGAGAAGGUAUAGAUGGGCAAAAGAGUGACGUGGUUCUGCAACUUGAAAACAAUGGUCAUCUCUAUUUGAUCAAUGGCGCGGGCGUUAUUAUAAGGAAUAUGACAGAUGGAUAUCCUACAAAAGAUGUUCUCUACCGAUUGACAAUUGACCCAGAUGGGAUCUUGCGUCUAUACUCCCACGAUAUGAAUCAAACUUUGACGACUGUCAAAUGGUUUGCUCCAAGUGAUGACAUCUGUAAGCCCAUGGGUCUAUGUGGGGAUAAUGGAUAUUGUGUUUUAAAUGGUCAACAAGUUGGUUGCGAAUGUCUUCCUCAAUUUGAACCGGUCAACAAGGAGGAUAGGAGUGCAGGCUGUCAAAGGAAUUCCACUGUGGAGAGUUGCAAAAGCAGCAAAGGGAAUUUCACCAUGGAACCAGUACUGCAUACCGUAUGGGAAAAUAAAAGUUAUUCUGUUCUCAAAUCGCCAUCCCAAGCCAAUUGCGGAGAAGCAUGUUCGCAGGACUGCGACUGUGAAGCUGCACUGUUCAAGGACGGGCUUUGCGCAAAACAUAUGCUUCCUUUGCGAUUUGUGAGAAAAAAUCAAACCGACUCAACCGUAGCCCUUAUCAAGGUAAAGGUUGGUACAUCUACACCCACUAUAAAUACAACUCUGCCGAAAGAACCCAAGAAAAAGCAUCGAUCGGAUCACAUCAUAAUUAUCAGUGUUUCAUUACUUGCUUUUGUAUUAGUUGUCUUGGCGAUUUCUGGAAUUGCAAUUUAUAGAUAUCGUGUCUCGGCAUAUAAAAAGCGCGCAUACACGAAGAUGAGAAAGGGACCGAUGGUUUCGAGGAAUGACGACUAA
Molecule: messenger RNA, 1434 nt
Organism: Alnus glutinosa
Lineage: Eukaryota; Viridiplantae; Streptophyta; Magnoliopsida; Fagales; Betulaceae
Product: G-type lectin S-receptor-like serine/threonine-protein kinase LECRK1
Exons: 1
Coding region: 1-1434 (477 amino acids)
Biological process (GO): recognition of pollen
Source: RefSeq, a predicted model, not a curated record